AGUCCAUUUCAACCAGAUGCCUCGCCCAAGCUGAAACCAAAGCGAAAGAAGUCAAAGCAGAGGUGGAUUGUUGAUGCAGACAGUUGUUACACAACACACCGGUCUAUAGACAACGUAUUUGCUUCUAAUGCGCAUGUCAGCCCCAGGCCUCCAUCGGACUUCGAAUGUGCGACCUCUCGCCCCUUUACUACGGAUGGAAAUGGUGCCGAGACAAGAGAUGGGGUACGGUAUUUAACAAUACAUGAAGCGAAACCUGGAGAAAACGAGGUUGAAAAUUACGAAUAUUCGCAGGACCCAUCGCAUGUUUCAAGUGGGAGUCCAAAAUCAACAGGGUACGACUUCAGCAAAUACGCUACCGACGUGGACAUUUCCUUGUGGCCAUCACGAGUGAGUUCCAGGGGUUCCUUCGCCGGUUCGUGGUCGAGCGCCGAUGGAGAUGAUGUUGGAUGGCUAUCGAGUUCUGAAGGAUCGUGCGAUGAACAAGUCAAAAUUGAGGUGCACGUGCAGAGUGAUAGUUACCAUGACGACCGAUCUAACGGAGCCUCGGUGUGGUGUGUUGAUUGUAAAGAUGAUUUGAUGAUAAUCGGCUGUAGUGAUGGAACAAUCGAGAUAUGGAGUUUGCUAUCUGGAACGCAGAUUUGUGUUUCACGCGAGGGUAACAUUGGCGUGACAAAACUCAGCUUUUUACUCGGAAGUCCACAGAUUGUUGCGGCCCGUUUGGAUGGCACUUUAGAGUUAUUGACUCUCGGAACUCCCUGCAGAGCCGACUUAAACGUGCCCCUUUUGGAGAGCUCCCCAAUAAAGCGUUCCUCUCCAAGGACUACCCGAAAAUUAAAUACCAAAUCAGGCGACGUUCCGGUGGUAGCACAAAGUAGAGAUCCUACGUCAAUUGGCGUCAAUGGCUUACACGCGUAUCCUUCACCGGAGUCUCCGCUGUGCAGGAUUAGUCACAAACUUAGGGCUCACCAUCAGCCUAUUUGUGUGUUGGGUGUCAUGGCAGGUCGGGUCAUAACUGGAAGUCACGACAGAACACUCAAGGUGUUUCGCACUGACGAAUGUGUUUGUGUUUACACAUUACACGGCCAUGCAGACAGCAUCAGUACUCUCGCUGUUGAUACGGUAAGGAAAUUGUCAUUUCUGUGCUGCACUCCUCUCCACCCAGGAGUAAAGUUGCAUCCCAUUGAACUGCCAUGACCGCUGGUGUGGGUGGG
Messenger RNA from Stylophora pistillata, 1211 nucleotides. RefSeq names its product sterol regulatory element-binding protein cleavage-activating protein. Lineage: Eukaryota; Metazoa; Cnidaria; Anthozoa; Scleractinia; Pocilloporidae. Gene Ontology annotation, molecular function: protein binding; sterol binding. Gene Ontology annotation, cellular component: SREBP-SCAP complex; Golgi membrane; endoplasmic reticulum membrane. The record is from RefSeq and is a predicted model, not a curated record. Gene Ontology annotation, biological process: SREBP signaling pathway; regulation of cholesterol biosynthetic process.